Molecule: messenger RNA, 699 nt
Organism: Rotaria sordida
Lineage: Eukaryota; Metazoa; Rotifera; Eurotatoria; Philodinida; Philodinidae
Source: the annotation of a GenBank genome assembly
AUGUCAAAGGAAACCAUAACCUAUCUUGAAGAUCUUUCUAAUGAAAUUUUUUAUGAAAUUUUUGAUUUCCUCGAUUUUCUUUAUAUCUAUGAAGCAUUCUCUAAUCUCAAUAUUCGAUUUCAAAAUCUUAUUAGUUCAAUUCUUUCAAUUAAAAUGAAAUUGUCAUCUAUAUCAAAAUCAACGUUUCAAUGUUAUUAUACGCAGAUUAUUAUUCCUUAUCAAUAUAAAAUAAAAUCACUUCAUUUAACAAAUCCAUUUAUUAAUGAAAUACUUUUUUCAUCAAAUUCUAUUGAAUUAAAAUUUAUUCGACUUGAAACACUUAUUUUAGACAAAAUCACAUAUGAAUAUUUGGGAAAACUUUUAAAUCAUUUAAUUUCUUUUCCAUAUUUAUCUUCAUUAGUCAUCAUUUGUGUAGAUUUUGUUCCAAAUCAAAAUAUUUUUUAUUGUCAAAUAUUUCGUUUACCUAUACUGAAAUACUGUAAUUUAUCAUGGAGAAGAAUCGAUUCUAAUCGAUGGAAACGAUUAAUUUUAUCUUAUAUGCCUCAUUUACGAAUCUUUGAUUUUCUCUUUUAUACUUCAUCAUAUUCUAACAAUGAUAUUAAAGAAUAUGUUGCACAGAUCGAUAAAUUUAAUUCGCCAUUUUGGUUCGAACGAGAAUGGUUUUUUAAAUAUCAUAUUGAAAAUAAAGAAUAUAGAUAA